AUGCAGGUGGACGCGAAAUUUCUCCUGGAGGAUGUGGGCGACCUUGAACGGGUAACAAAAGCACUGCAAGGUGGAUUCCUGUACGAGGAGCGCUAUAAGGACUACUUCUUCGACUUCCCCUCACACCUCCUGGCGCAACGUGCCGCAGUGCUGCGGCUCCGCGUGCCGACCGAGACCGGCGAAAUGAAUGCACACAACCUGUCAUCACUAACGCUGAAGGACCACAGCAUGGUGGAGCGAGGCGAACAGGUGUUCGGCGUACAACAGGUGAAGCGGCUGCAGCAGGAGAUGGUGGAGGUGGUACUCCGCGACGGCGACGACCUCCUAAGCGUGCUGAAGCGGUUAUGCCGCGACGCAGUGCAGGACCCGGAGAGCCCUCUCGCCAGCAUCAUCACCGAGCUGGAAACCCUCGCGGUUUCGGCAGAGGUCCCCCCGCAAGUGCAGCUAGUCGGAUCAUACACAACUCAUCGUAAAGUAUACAAGUAUGACAGCCCCUCAAGUAAUGCUGGUAAAGCGGUUGCUGCGGGCGGUUCUGGCUUCAGUGCUCAGCCAUCACCCCAGGUGAUGCACAUUCGUAUCGACGAGACGGAGUACCCCUUCGGCAAGAAGUACGAGCUUGAGUUGCCGCGAAUUUCGGUCCCGCUCCAUGAUGUGAUGAUAGAGCUGCAGGAAUACCUGCGGUCACUAGGCGUGAAAUAUAGUCUGAGUUUGGAGAGCAAAUAUGCACGCUUCAUGAAGUACACUCGUGGACUGACGCAAGCCCGUGAGGACGUGCAGGGAGUCAAGUUGCGUCUUUAUAGCAUUGACAGCUACAUGGAGGUGCUCGCAUGGAUGCAACGCAUGAUUAGGGACGCGGCAUCAGAGGAACCACCGUCAUCACAUAUGUCUCAGGCGUCGCAUUACUCAAAAUCGCAGUCACAGCGGUGGGCGGGCGAUGCGCUGCUGCAGAGAGGCGCAAGUGACGUGGAAGCCAUUGCUCACGGCACGCAGGAGUUGGCAUCACAAGCGCUGCGUCAGUACUCUCAGCGCUCAGUUCCUGUGGAAGCAGAGUACAUAAGCCAAAAGGUCGCCAGAGACACUGAAUCGAAGGAGGAGGUGGAUGAGGAAAGGUACCAGGAGAAUUACUACUUUGACGAUGCCACAGAUGGGACUCUGCUGAAACGGCGUUGCUUUGUACGGUUGCGGUGCAUUGAUGAUGGUGCCGCCUUCAUCUUGGAGCUCAAGGAAGACGAGAGGAUGAUGGUUGGGACGCAAAACAGCUCCUCACUUCGAGCUGAGCUCUCCGGUGAUGUUGCACGAAUCCUGUUGCGCGACCCGACCCAAUUUUUGGUAUCGCAGCGUGAACACAAUCACAUUGCUGAAAUUCUUUGGCGAGAAUACGGCCUGGAGAGGCUGAAAGUUGUCGCUUUCUUCGUCACCCGUCGUCGCAUAUUUAGACGGUGCGCCAACGCCGCAUUCCUUCGCUCGUGGCAAAAACAGCAACAGCAGAUACAGGAGGAGCGGCGGGUACUUCUUGGCGAAGAUGGAUACGGUGCCGCGAUGCGGCAAUUGUCCCCACCGCCGAGCUCCCAGUCUACAGCGGCGCAGGUGGUGCCGUCAAUGUGCAUAAACGUGGACCGCACACGGUACGAUCUCUCCCACCCCGCAGAGUACUUCGCCAAGGCCGCGGCGGAUAGUCCGGCUUGCUCGUACAGUAGUGUAGCAGCGGUGCCGCCUGCCACACACGUGAAGGAGCUCUUUGAGAUGGAGGCCACUAAGAUUGCCGCAGGGGGGCAGCAGGCUGUGAAGGAGUGGCUCCGCGGCGAACUGAACCGUCUUUGCAUUGAAUGGCGCUUCAGCACCCAGAACAAGGUGGAUCAGUACUUUAGCUACGUAGAUGCGCCGCUGCUGCAGACUCAGCAGCACCGGAGUCAGUCUGUUGGGAUAGCGGGAAAAAAGGAUUGA
Molecule: messenger RNA, 1944 nt
Organism: Trypanosoma grayi
Lineage: Eukaryota; Euglenozoa; Kinetoplastea; Trypanosomatida; Trypanosomatidae
Exons: 1
Coding region: 1-1944 (647 amino acids)
Source: RefSeq, a predicted model, not a curated record